Molecule: messenger RNA, 3539 nt
Organism: Anguilla rostrata (American eel)
Lineage: Eukaryota; Metazoa; Chordata; Actinopteri; Anguilliformes; Anguillidae
Gene: b3galt1b
Product: UDP-Gal:betaGlcNAc beta 1,3-galactosyltransferase, polypeptide 1b
Exons: 4
Coding region: 677-1669 (330 amino acids)
Cellular component (GO): Golgi membrane
Molecular function (GO): N-acetyl-beta-D-glucosaminide beta-(1,3)-galactosyltransferase activity
Source: RefSeq, a predicted model, not a curated record
UUUCGCCCAGAGACGCUGAUCAAGGGACAGUCAUAGCAUCAGCGCCUGUAGUCUUGGUGGGAUGGAGACAAUACAACUGGGGACUGGCGGGAAGCUCCCGAGACACAGAGCUUGUCAGACCUGUCAUCUGCCGGACUUGUCUCUCUGAUCAGCGAGUCCCCUUCAUCCUCCGCUGGGCCUUCAUCUCCCUUUGCAGACGAGCUCUUCGCCUUGACCUCCGCACUCCUGCUCUGUUCGCUCGCUGCUCGCUCCUGAUGCCACACCCACCUCUUUGUACUCAGAGAAAGUGUGAAGACGGAGGCUGUGGAUCUGGAUAGCCGCCAUUAGCGAACGGUACAGUAGAUGAGCCAGCUCCCUCCCUCCCUCCGGCCCGUUUUCCUCCCCGUCUAACGCGGCACAGUUCAGCUCCGUCAUACGAAAAGGCUAAAUGGAGUGAGCGGAGGACUGCCUGAAGAAUGAGAAGCCUGUAGAUGUCCCAGUCCAGCCGUGCACUGAGAAAACAGAUCUCUCUUUCUCUAAAGAGAGUCCCCUGACUUUGCCCCCGAAACGGCCCAUUAUUGACAAUUAAUGUCAAGUGUCACGCGGAGGCAGCGCGGCGCUGCUUUGCUGGAAUUAACACCGCUAAUGGGAAGGAGAGCACUCGAAAUUCAAUGCGCUAAACGCGAGUGAACGCUACAUGAUGCCUUCGAAGGUCUCCUGCUUAUAUGUUCUGACGGUGGUGUGCUGGGCAAGCGCGCUGUGGUACUUGAGCAUAUCGCGGCCCUCGUCCUCGUACGUCGGGCAGCAGCUGGCGCUGCCGGCGCGGAAGGCGGCCAAGAGCAAGAGCAACUUCACCUUCAGCAACAUCCGCACCCGGCCCCUGAACCCGCACGCGUUCGACUUCAUCAUCAACGAGCCCAAGAAGUGCGAGGCCGACGGCCCGUUCCUGGUCAUCCUGAUCAGCACCACGCACAAGGAGUUCGACGCCCGGCAGGCCAUCCGCGAGACGUGGGGGGACGAGAGCACCUUCGCCGACAUCCGCAUCGUCACCCUCUUCCUGCUGGGCCGGAACACGGACGCCGUCCUCAACCAGAUGGUGGAGCAGGAGAGCCAGAUCUUCCACGACAUCGUGGUGGAGGACUUUGUCGACUCCUACCACAACCUCACCCUCAAGACCCUGAUGGGCAUGAGGUGGGUGGCCACCUUCUGUCCCAAGGCCAAGUACGUCAUGAAGACCGACAGCGACAUCUUCGUCAACAUGGACAACCUGGUCUACAAGCUCCUGAAGCCCACCACCAAGCCCCGGAGGAGGUACUUCACCGGCUACGUGAUAAACGGAGGCCCCAUCCGGGACAUGCGCAGUAAGUGGUACAUGUCCCGGGACCUGUACCCCGACAGUAAGUACCCCCCGUUCUGCUCGGGCACGGGGUACGUGUUCUCGGCGGACGUGGCCGAGCUCAUCUACAAGACGUCGCUCCACACCAGGCUGCUCCACCUGGAGGACGUGUACGUGGGGCUCUGCCUGCGCAAGCUGGGCAUCCACCCCUUCCAGAACAGUGGCUUCAAUCACUGGAAGAUGGCCUACAGCCUCUGCAGGUACCGCAGGGUGAUCACCGUGCACCAGAUCUCACCCGAGGAGAUGCACAGGAUCUGGAAUGACAUGUCCAGCAAGAAGCACCUGAGAUGUUAAUGAACAGCGCUCCCCCCUCCCUGUCCCCCCCCCAUUUCUUUGUUUCAUCAGCAACAUUAUUUAUCACAGACCUGGGUCAUGUGAUCUGAGAGGACAGCUAAUGUUUUUGUCGUACUGUAUCUACGGUCAGACUUAAAUCCAGCCCUUUGUCACAAGAGCGCUUGGCUGUCUAGGUGCACAUUCUAAAAAAAAAAAAGACAAACAUGCCACUCGAAUCACGUUGCACUGCUUAUUUUGUAGUCUUGAGAAAUAAUUACAAAACAAAACAUGAUUCACGUAAUUCCCUCAACAUUACCAAUUUGCGCUAUUGUAAUUAUGCAGAUCUACGAAAACUCGGUUAAAUUUAGAUUCGAGCUUCACGUGAAAUCUGGGACACGCCGUGAAAGAGUUGAGCCGUUCGUGCUGUAGAGCUGCGUCGCGCACAGUACAUGCCACUAUCCAGGUCAAAGUGACAAAAGGCUGCUUCACGGCGCUGCUACGCCAAAGAGCCUGCCAAUUCGGAAAGAAAGAAUUCCUGGCUCUGUGACAUUAACUCAGCACUUAAUGCGCUAAUUAGAUACACCAGUAUAACUAAUGUGAUCGCUCUGCAGACUGAAGCCAAAUGAAAUUGCAGUUAAUUAACUCCAUAUUCUUGUAAUAUGAAAAUGUAUAUCUUUGUUGGAUGUAGUGUAAAAUAUGUUUUAAGACAAUGCUGUUACAUAAUAAUGGUCAUCAUUGUUGCUUAGUGUAAAGAACCAGUCGUGUAAAUCUAACAAAUGAUGCUUAAUUAAUGUGAAGGCUAUUUGGAUCUUUUCAAUCCAUUUUUUUAAAUUUGUGGGACUGGACUGCAUCUUUCUGAACUAAAGGCCAGUGAAUUGCCAGACCUUAAUGGCUUACUUUGCAAUUAUGAUGUAAUAUCAUUGUUUUCCAAUAUCAAAAUUAUUUUCUUACCUUGAGUAAAUGAUAGUGACAUGCUGUACUCGCUUCUAUUGGAACUGGAGUCCUGUUUGUAUGUACAGAGCGUAUUAAUCUUUUGAACUCAGUAUGUAUCUGUUGCUACAUUUCCAUUAGGGUGAGUUUAGGAGACUUUAUUAUUUUGAUUAAAAAUUUUGUGCAACAUGCCAAAUAGAAAUUAGUAUUGUGUAUAUAAAAACGAGCUAUUUGGCUUUAUUAAAACACAGGACUUUAGCAUUUUUAGUGUCGGGAGUUCAUUAAACUGGAAAAUGUGCUGUAAACGUCCAUUAAUGCGAAUGGGAACAGCUGUAAUGUGCACAGCAUAUCCCCACACCUUUGCUGCAUUAAAAAUCUAUCAUUCCCACAUAAAAGUUAUUAAGUAACUGUCACUGAAACAGCACACAGCGUACGCUGAAAUUACAUGAUAUACCUUUUGCUGACAAAUCACACUUUGGAAACAACAAUCUUGCUGGCAGUUUUAUGCACAAGUAGGGAAUAUUCUGUAGUGCUCCAAGGUGAAUUUUCGGUGACAUUCUAAUGGAAACGUAGGUAAUGAGCAUAUGUACUGUGUACCAUUGUAUAGGUGACAUAUUGUAUCUAUUUACAUUCCCAAGAGAACCUUGUGUAUGUGAAGUACAAAUCUUUAAUUAAGCACUGCUGUUGAAAUGAUUGCAGACUAUUAUACUUUCUAUGUCUCAAACCGGAUAUAGAUCAGUUACAGGGGCUGCAUUCUGUCUGAGCCAAUUUAAUUUAAAGCAUAUUGUUUUUUGUUUAUUUAUUUUUUUAUGUUCAUUCUUUUUUUAUGAUUCCUCUAGUAUUAUAAGCUGUUGUGAUAUUUUAAUGUAAAGCAUAGGUGAAGAGCCGGCUAUCCUGAAUGGGAUAAUUACACUGUACAGCGUUUCUUUUUUAUAUUAAAAAUAAACAUUCUUGAGUAUUA